AUGCCAGAUGUCAUAGAAACACAGCUGCUCAUCAACAACGAGCUGGUCCCCGCGAGCGACAAUGCCUUGUUCGACCUCUUCUCGCCGCACACGGGAGAGCUCGUCGCAAAAGUCGCUGAAGCUACACCCGCCGACGUAAACACAGCCGUCGACGCCGCCCAAGCUGCUUUCCCCGCAUGGAGCGCCCUCUCGCCCGCCCAGCGCGGCGUCCCGCUCAAGAAGAUGGCCGAUCUGGUCCUCGCGGAGGUCGACGAGCUCGCCAGACUCGACGCCCUCGCCAUGGGGAAACCCGUCGGCGAGUUCCCCUUCGACGCCACAUAUGCCGCCACGCACUUCAACUACUUCGCCGAGGCGGCAUAUCCCCAGGGCCACACGAGCCUGAAUAAGCCGGGCUUCUUGAACAUGAGCCUCCGCCAGCCGUUCGGCGUCGUAGCCAUCAUCAUCCCGUGGAACGCGCCGCUCAUCUUCUUUAGCAAGAAGGUAGCGCCCGCCGUUGCGGCGGGGAACUGUGUUGUGGUAAAGAGCAGCGAGAAGGCGCCGUUAACAUCCUGGAAGCUCUCCCAAUGGAUCGCGCAAUGCGGCUUCCCCCCAGGCGUCAUCAACAUCCUCUCCGGCCACGGCCACAUCUCCGGCCAAGCCCUCGCCGAGCACAUGAAAGUCCGCGCCCUAUCCUUCACAGGCAGCAUGCGCACCGGCCGCCUCAUCCAGAUCGCAGCCGCACAAUCCAACCUCAAGAAGCUCGUCUUCGAACUCGGCGGCAAGUCCCCCGCCCUCAUCUUCGAGGACGCAGACCUCGAGCUCGCCGCAAAGGAGACGGAGAACAGCGUGAACUGGAACUCGGGCCAGACGUGCAUGGCCAAUAGCCGCAUCUACGUGCACGAGAGCGUUGAAGACGCUUUCCUCGCGCUGUUUGAGAAAUUCGCACGCGCGCGCCGCCUUGGCGAUCCGCUGGCAACGGGCGUGAAUCAUGGCCCGCAGGCAGAUAAAGCGCAGUCCGAUGCGGUGAGGAGAUACAUCGCCAUUGGGAAAAAAGAUGCACAGCGCACCAUCGACACCACACCAAAUGAUGCCUCACCAUCAUCAAACCUCAUCCACCCCGUAAUCUUCACCCAAGUCCCCGAAUCCUCACCCCUCACGCGCGACGAAAUCUUCGGGCCCGUCGUCAUCAUUAAUAGUUUCGCCACGGAGCAAGAAGCCAUCGCCAAAGCGAAUGAUACGGAAUUCGGCCUCUAUGCUGCGCUCUACACCAAGGAUCUCGAGCGCGCGAUGCGCGUGGGCAAGAAGCUGGAGAGUGGGAUGGUGGGCGUGAAUUGUACGAGUCCGACGGGGUGUUGGGAUUUGCCGUUUGGGGGGUGGAAGGGGAGUGGGGUGGGGAGGGAGAGUUUGCUGGAAAGCAUGGAUCAUUACCUUGAGGUUAAGACGCUGUAUGUUAGGGUUGGGGGGAUUGGGGGGUGA
Molecule: messenger RNA, 1455 nt
Organism: Dothidotthia symphoricarpi CBS 119687
Lineage: Eukaryota; Fungi; Ascomycota; Dothideomycetes; Pleosporales; Dothidotthiaceae
Product: aldehyde dehydrogenase
Exons: 3
Coding region: 1-1455 (484 amino acids)
Molecular function (GO): aldehyde dehydrogenase (NAD+) activity
Source: RefSeq, a predicted model, not a curated record